AUGGCUGUGAAUGUGAACCCCCCAACUCAAGUGGAGGUAGUGGUGCCAGACAAUGAGAAAGCAUUCGAGAAUCAAAAUCGAACAGAAAAACCAGACGCCAAUGAUGCUGUUCCUCAAACACGGCCCUCUAUAUGGCGCAAGCUGAACCCUCUACGACUGCAGAAAAUACCCCCCGUCCCACAAGAGAGACAAGUAACCAAGGAAUAUGGCGCCAAUAUCUUUAGCCAUAUAUUCUUCGAGUGGAUGACGCCCUUCAUGAAGGUUGGUUAUCUCCGACCACUAGAACCACAAGAUAUCUGGACCGUCAACCCGAAAAGAGCAGUGGAGAUCUUGUCAGACAACCUAGACGUAGCUUUCAAGAAGCGGAUUGAACGGGGAAGCAAGCGGCCACUCGCAUGGGCCCUGUUCGACAGCUUGAGAACCGAUCUAAUCAUUGGCGGCGUGUGCCAGCUUGUCGGCAUGCUAUGUCUCGUCCUAUCGCCAUAUCUGGUCAGGCAUCUGAUCGCAUUUUCAACCGAAGCAUAUGCGGCUCACAUCACUGGGAAACCCGGACCGUCAAUUGGACCGGGCCUCGGGUAUGCCUUUGGCCUCUACGCGAUGCAAGUGUUACAGAGUCUCACCAUGAACCAAGCCCUGUAUCGAGGCAUGCUUGUUGGAGGUAUGGCCAAAGCGGCCCUUACCUCGAAGAUAUUUCUGAAAGCCAUGAAAUUGUCGAACCGUGCGAAAGCCGGAGGAAAGGCUCUCAAGAGCGCCGAGGACAAAGAGGAUGCAUCCCAAGCAACCAAAAAAACAUCUAAAAAGGGUGCGGGAACUGCUCAAGGCGAGACGCCUGGCUGGAGCAAUGGACGCAUCACGACCUUGAUGGGUGUGGAUGUGGAUCGCAUCGACAGAGCCUGCGGCAUGCUUCAUCUUCUCUGGUGCUCGCCUAUCGGCCUCAUUGUCGCGUUGGUCAUUCUGAUAAUCAAUAUUGGCUACAGCGCCCUUGCUGGAUACGCACUCCUUGUUCUCGGCAUGCUCGUACUCACCUGGGCGAUGGGUCUCCUCGUGCGCUUCCGUAAAGCCAUCAACAAAAUCACCGAUCAGAGGGUCACCUUGACGCAGGAAAUAUUGUAUAGCGUUAGGUUUGUGAAAUUCUUCGGCUGGGAAAGUAGUUUCCUGCAACGACUCGAGGCAGUCCGAAGGCGCGAGGUAGACUCAAUCAAGAAACUCUUGUUCGUCCGACACGCCGUUGUAGUGUGUUUGGUCUCGUUGCCCACCUUUGCAUCGCUGCUAUCUUUCGUCACGUACGCAUUGUCCAAGCAUGGCAUGUCCCCGGAUCGCAUCUUUGCGUCUUUGGCAUUAUUCAACGUCCUGCGUAUGCCACUCACGAUGCUCAAUAUGACGAUCACGCAAGCCACCGAUGCCUGGACGGCUAUCACCCGAAUCCAGGAGUUUCUUUUGGCCGAGGAAAAGUCGGACCCUAUCGAAUGGGAUAUGGGUCUAGAUAAGGCCAUCGAGGUUGAACGUGCGUCAUUCACCUGGGAGCAGGUGCAAACCGCCAAGGGAGAUGAAAAGAAAGAAGUGAAGCCGAAGGGGUUUCAGUCGUCGAAGGUAGCGCCCAGCAGUACUCCGGACACUACCAGUGACAUGACAGAACAAGAGCCCUUCAAGCUUCGGGAUAUCGACUUUGAUGUCGGCCGCAAUGAACUACUGGCUGUGAUAGGAACGGUCGGCAGUGGCAAAAGCUCAUUACUGGGGGCUUUGGCAGGCGACAUGCGAUUGACUGCGGGCAAGGUCCGCAUGGGUGCAACUCGAUCAUUCUGUCCACAGUACGCCUGGAUACAGAAUGUUUCGGUGCGGGAGAACAUCCUGUUUGGUAGCGAGUAUGACGAAAAUUUCUAUGACAGUGUGAUUGAUGCCUGUGCCCUGCGAUCUGACCUGGAAAUUUUCCCCAACGGGGAUGAGACGGAGAUCGGGGAACGGGGUAUCACCGUUUCAGGGGGCCAAAAGCAGCGGAUCAAUAUCGCCAGAGCCGUUUACUCACGGGCGGACAUCGUCCUGAUGGACGAUCCAUUGUCCGCGGUCGAUGCCCAUGUGGGGCGUCAUAUUAUGGAUAGGGCCAUCUGCGGCCUGCUGAAGGAUAGAUGCCGGGUACUGGCGACCCAUCAGCUUCACGUACUGAGCCGGUGUGAUCGGAUCAUUGUCAUGAAGGAAGGCGCUAUCGACGCAAUUGAUACGUUUGACAAUCUCAUGCGAGAUAAUGAGCAAUUCAGAGAUCUGAUGUCGAGCACUUCGCAGCAAGAAAAAUCAGAGGAUCCUGUCGAUGGCCAGGAUGGUGGCGAAGCGCAGCCGACAGAGCCGGCUCAGGGCCAGGCCAAGAAGGCCAAACCAGCUGCCGCCUUGAUGUCCAAAGAAGAGAGGGCAACAGGAUCAGUGGGGUGGAAGGUGUGGAAAGCGUACAUAUCCGCUACUGGAUCGUUCUUGAUCAACUGCGGUGCUUUUCUGGUGCUGUUGGCAUGCCUCAACUGCGGCCUCAUCAUGACUGGAUUGUGGGUAUCGUACUGGACGUCCAACAAGUUUCCGGCCCUAUCCACAGGUCAGUAUAUGGGGAUCUACGCCGGGAUCUGUUCGGGACAGACUCUGGCCCUCUACUUAUUUGCUCUCCAUGUGACGAUUGCCGCAACCUACGCGAGUAAAGCCAUGCUACAGCGGGCGAUGUACCGAGUCUUGCGCGCACCAAUGUCCUUCUUCGACACGACGCCUCUAGGACGAAUCACCAAUCGGUUUUCAAAAGAUGUCCAGGUGAUGGACAGCGAUCUUGGAGAUUCCAUCCGCAUGUUCGCUUUCACGUUCACGCAGAUCCUCUGCACCAUGGGACUGAUCAUCGCUUUUUACCACUACUUUGCCAUUGCCCUGGGUCCUCUCUUCAUUCUUUUCCUCCUUGCCGCAACAUACUACAGGGCAUCUGCGCGGAACCUCAAGCGGCAUGAUUCAGUACUCCGCUCGACGGUGUUUGCCCGUUUCGGCGAAGCCAUCAACGGGGUCGCCAGUAUCCAAGCAUAUAAAAUGGAAGGGUACUUCCAGCGCAACCUUCAUGAAAGCAUCAACUCUAUGAACGGCGCAUAUUUCUUGACCUUUUCCAACCAGCGGUGGCUCUCGAUCCGCCUUGAUGCGAUCGGCAGUCUUUUGAUCCUGGUGGUUGGGAUUCUGGUUGUAACCUCUCGCUUCAACGUUGGUCCUAGUGUAUCUGGUUUAGUCCUUUCGUACGUCCUGAACAUCACGCUGAGUCUGCAAUUCACCAUUCGGCAAUUCGCCGAGGUCGGAAACAACAUGAACUCCGCCGAGCGGAUUCACUACUACGGCACCGAUCUGGAUGAGGAGCCUCCUCUCCACUUGGCCGACGUGCCGCCAAGCUGGCCGGAGAAGGGCAGAAUUACCUUUUCCGACGUACAAAUGCGGUACCGCGACGGACUGCCACUGGUGCUCAAGGGCCUCACGAUGGACGUGCACGGCGGUGAACGCAUCGGGAUCGUCGGGCGCACAGGCGCCGGCAAAUCCAGCAUCAUGUCGGCGCUAUUCCGCCUCACUGAGCUGUCCGGCGGCAGCAUCAAGAUCGACGAUGUCGAUAUCGCCACGGUGGGGCUCCUCGACCUGCGUACGCGCCUCGCCAUCAUCCCACAGGACCCGACGCUCUUCCGUGGCACGAUCCGCUCGAAUCUGGACCCGUUCAACGAGCACACGGACCUGGAGCUCUGGGCCGCGCUCCGAAAAGCGCACCUUGUCGGCCAGGAGGUGCCGGCGCAGGAGGACGACGACUCGCCUGACGGCACCCUCACCCCGCCCUCGGUGAACGAAAAACAACACGCACCGCAGCGCCUUCACCUCGAUACCACCGUCGAAGAGGAAGGGCUGAACUUCUCCCUGGGUCAGCGGCAGCUGAUGGCGCUCGCGCGCGCGCUGGUGCGCGACGCACGCAUCAUCGUCUGCGACGAGGCGACCUCGUCCGUCGACUUCGAGACGGAUCAGAAGGUGCAGGAGACGAUGACGCAGGGAUUCCGCGGGAAGACGCUGCUGUGCAUUGCGCACCGGCUGCGCACGAUCAUCCACUAUGACCGCAUCUGCGUGAUGGACCAGGGGCGGAUUGCGGAGCUGGGGACGCCGCUGGCGCUGUGGGGGAAGCCGGGGGGGAUCUUCCGCAGUAUGUGUGACCAGAGCGGGAUUACGAGGGAGGACUUCCAGGCUGUUUAUACUUGA
Molecule: messenger RNA, 4233 nt
Organism: Aspergillus clavatus NRRL 1
Lineage: Eukaryota; Fungi; Ascomycota; Eurotiomycetes; Eurotiales; Aspergillaceae
Product: ATP-binding cassette transporter YOR1
Exons: 3
Coding region: 1-4233 (1410 amino acids)
Biological process (GO): transmembrane transport
Cellular component (GO): membrane
Molecular function (GO): ATP hydrolysis activity; ABC-type transporter activity; ATP binding
Source: RefSeq, a predicted model, not a curated record